Molecule: messenger RNA, 318 nt
Organism: Aureococcus anophagefferens
Lineage: Eukaryota; Pelagophyceae; Pelagomonadales; Pelagomonadaceae
Exons: 1
Cellular component (GO): Golgi apparatus
Molecular function (GO): alpha-1,3-mannosylglycoprotein 2-beta-N-acetylglucosaminyltransferase activity
Source: RefSeq, a predicted model, not a curated record
UACCACAAGCUCGCGCGCCACUUCGGCGCGGCCUUCGCCGACGCGUUCGACGACGCGACGCGGCGGGUCAUCGUGCUCGAGGAGGAUCUCGAGGUCGCGCCCGACUUCUUCGACUUCUUCGCGGCCGUCGCGCCCGCGCUCGACGGCGACGCGACGCUGCUGGCCGCGUCCGCGUGGAACGACAACGGCGUCAGGGGCCGCGUCGACGUCGCGCUGGACGCGUCGGCCGUCGUGCGGUCCGACUUCUUCGGGGGCCUCGGCUGGAUGAUCACGGCCGACGUCUGGGCCGAGCUCGCGCCGAAGUGGCCCGAGGCCUAC